AUGCAGAUUAUGAGAGGCUCAGAAUUUUCAGAUGUACUACCUACUAUCAUGUUAAUGAGGGCCAAGAAGGUGAUAUUCUUAGGGUAUGCAAAGGACGUAAAAGGCUACCGCCUUUGGUGUAUAGAAGAUUCGAAGUUCGUGAUUAGCAUGGACGUUACCUUUAAUGAGAAAUCCAUGAUUGCUAAGGCGCCCAAGGAUAAUGGUGUUGGGACUGUUGGGACUACCAAGUCCCAGGUUAUUAAGAUAGAACCUAAGGACCAACCAGAAAACAAACGAACAGGCCCUAAUGGUAAAUCAGACUUUGUGACUGAACCCAUCCCUGAAUCUUCCUGGAGAAGUGUUUGGCCCAGGUUUUUGGAUGAAGGCGCAGGGAAAUUGAUCUUGGAACCUUUUGGCGGAAAAAUGAGCGAAAUCUCAGAAUCUGAGACUCCAUUUGCUUAUAGGGCUGGGUAUUUGUACAAUGUCAAUUAUUAUGUGGAUUGGAUUGACAGAAGCGAAGAAGAAACAAGAAAGCACAUGGAUUGGAUUUGUAGGCUCUAUAACGAGAUGGGUCCUUAUGUUUCUAAGAAUCCUAGAGCUUCAUAUGUUAACUUCAGGGAUCUUGAUUUAGGAAGUAAUAUUGAUGAGGGUAGUCUGAGUAGUAGAUAUUCAAAUGCCAAGAUUUGGGGGGAGAGGUAUUUUAAGGGUAAUUUUGAGAGGUUGGCAAAGGUAAAAGGAAGAGUUGAUCCUAGUGAUUUUUUCAGGAAUGAGCAGAGCAUUCCAUCUCUUGUGGAAGAGGAAAUUGUGGAGGAUAACAAGGGUAAAGUUGAGGGUGAGAGCUCAAGCCAUCAAAAUUUAUUGUCCAACAUGUUUUGA
This is a messenger RNA of Asparagus officinalis (garden asparagus), 855 nucleotides long. Its product is annotated as berberine bridge enzyme-like 22. The coding region runs from base 1 to 855 and encodes 284 amino acids. The transcript is spliced from 2 exons. Gene Ontology annotation, molecular function: oxidoreductase activity; flavin adenine dinucleotide binding. The record is from RefSeq and is a predicted model, not a curated record. NCBI's taxonomy places the organism in Eukaryota, Viridiplantae, Streptophyta, Magnoliopsida, Asparagales, Asparagaceae.